Stylonychia lemnae is the source of this 2253-nucleotide messenger RNA. NCBI's taxonomy places the organism in Eukaryota, Ciliophora, Spirotrichea, Sporadotrichida, Oxytrichidae. The record is from the annotation of a GenBank genome assembly.
AUGCUGAGCGAUGUGGAGGAGAGAAUUACUACGGUCGAAAUCGAUCCACUUACAAAGCAAGAAACUCCAAGAAAUGGGAGUAAGUUGUCAAAUCGCCAAUAAAGCGAGUAAAAUAAGUAAUCAGAGAAAAACAAUGACUUAAAAAAGUCUUUUGAUUGCAUAAAAAAGAAAGGGAUUAAGUUCAAAACUCCAAAUGCUUUCUUAAUGUUUCAGAUUUUCUUUUCAUAAGUUCUUGCAAAAUAAGUUUCUGCUGCUGGAACUCAAAAUAACAGUAUGAUAAUUGAAAAUUUGAAUCCUUAUAAAGGUCAGACAAAGAAGUCUCCAUCAAGUCAUCAUAAAUCUCACAAAAGCUUGAUCUAGAUUCUUAAUGGAAAUCAUAACCAAGAAUCUACAGCAUAUGAGACUGAAAGAAAUUUAAUACUAAACUAGCAAAAGGAUAAGACUGAUAAUGGUAGCAAACUGAUUAACAACUUUGAGGGAUAAAUUGAUCUGGAUAAAUUUAAUUUUCAAGUCAUGUUUCAAGUUAUGUUUGCCAUAAAUAUUCUUGCUCAAAUAAAAUAAAACAUUACUUUUGGACUUGAAGAGUAAGAUGUAAAUACUUAUGAAAAAAUUUGCUCAAGUUAUUAAAGAAAAGUGCUAGGGAUGAAUUUCGAUCAAAUCAAGCAACUAUUUUUCUAAAUUAUUGAUCACGGUGAGCUUUAAUGCCAAUAAUUGUCUCCUGAAACCCUAAGAUUGAUUGAAGAUGCCAUUAAAAAAAUAAAUAUCAUAACUGGCUAAUUAAGUGAAGAAGAGCUAGAAUAAUAAAAUGUAUCUUAAAACCUAUUUGAUGAUGAACUUGGUCUUCUUGGAAUAUCUCUAAUAACUAAUGAGAAUGGAAAUUCAAAGAUAAUUGUAGAGGAAUGUGAGGAGAUUAUUGGAAGUAAUGAGAGUAUAGAUGAAGAUUUUAGAGAUGAAGAUGAAAUGAGAGAUGAGUAUGAUGACAAUCAAAUCAUUAUGAAGUCUGUUAAUAAGGGUAGAAGGACAGGAUAUAGAAUGGCCAAAAAUAAUACCUCUCAAAAUGUUAAUGUAGUUGGGCGUAAUCAUGGAUAAGAAAGGAAAAGUCUCUCCCAACACAAGACUCAGACUCUACCAGACCUUGUUAACUAUGCGAUUGAGAAAAAAUCUAAUGAUAUCCCUCAAAACUUUAUUGAAAAUAAUUUGAAUCUGUCAAAGUAAUCUGUCCAGUUAAUGGGUGGUAGAAGAAGGCUUACAAAGAUAAUUGCUUAGAAUAUUUUGGAUAAAAUUGGAAAGCUUAAGCUGAAAAUGAAUUCAAAUUCUGAGGGAUAUCAGAGUGAAAACGCCAGUACUUUUAAGAAAUCUCUGACAAGGGGCUCUAAUAAUGCUUCUCAUUUUUAGAAAGAACUUAUGUUAAAUCCAGAUCAUUCAAAGAAAUAUACCAGAUCGCCUAUAAUUAGAAAUAAAGAAAGUGAAAUACUUAUUUUGCCUGGGAAAAAACUAUCACAAAAUAACAAUAGCGUAACAGAAGAUAAGUUGGGUUCAAUAUAUUCCUCUGAUAAAUAUCUUGAUAAGCGUCCAGUAAAGUUCUAAGCAGCUAAUAGUCUUAACACUAAUAAAUAGCCUUAAAUGACGCAUAUCACACAUAAAAGUAGCGUGUCAAAUUUCUCAUAUAUUUAAGACUUGGAUGAUUACACGAGAUCUAAUAAGAGCAAUCGAAACCAUCAUCAACCACAAUAAUAGAAAUUGCAGCAUUCUACUUUUUAGUAGAAGGCAAAUCAAUUUAAAAAUGUGAUGAGCUUUACAAAGAUGGUUAUGGACUAAAGAAAUGACAAUUAAUAAUAAAAAUCAAGUAAUCCUGAGACACGUGCACCAGGUACCUAGCAGAGUAGCGUAGAUCUUAGAAAAUCAAAUUAGAAAAUGAGGCCAAGCCAGCAUCACAGUCAAGUCUUUAUUAAUAAUGCAUAUUUAAGAUUAAACCCUGCAACUAACAUGAUCUAAAGUAAGGCCCCUACUAGGAAUGGCUACGGUACAAAUACAAAUCUAACAUAUAAAUAACUUUAAGCAGGAUCCAAAUCAUAAUAUAGAGUUACAGACCCUUCCGGUUCUCCUCACAGAAAUAAUAGCCAUAUCCUUACAAAAGAAGAAGGAUUUGUUCAUAUGAGAUAAAAAGUUCAGUAGAAGCGGAGAGAAGAAGAAUUAUUUUAGGAUAUUAACCAAUUUCAGUACAAAAUCAACUACAAUCCUACCUUUCAUUGA